Messenger RNA from Penicillium maclennaniae, 3111 nucleotides. RefSeq names its product Glucose-methanol-choline oxidoreductase C-terminal. Lineage: Eukaryota; Fungi; Ascomycota; Eurotiomycetes; Eurotiales; Aspergillaceae. The transcript has 5 exons. Gene Ontology annotation, molecular function: oxidoreductase activity, acting on CH-OH group of donors. The annotation marks the transcript as partial. The record is from RefSeq and is a predicted model, not a curated record.
AUGCUACAGCCUUCUACAUACCCUGAAGGGCAUCCAAGUUUGAGCAAACUUAAGCAUUUGCAAGAAGAUUCAAAGCGCCUGGGAACAGGGGAGAACUUCUAUAGGGCACCACUUACCACGUUCUUUCACAGUGGUCAUAACAAUGUUGGUGUGCCAAUGCAAGCGAAUACAGGAUCAGGUCAUGAGACUACUGGUCUCAACGAUGGCUCAAAAAACUCGGUAGCAACAACUUAUCUUGCCGAUGCCUGGAAUUGGGGCGCGGAAAUAUUUUGCGGAUGCGAGGUCAGGUUUGUGAAGAAGAAUCCCGAUGAGGAUGGGUACAUUGUUCACUUUGCGUGGCAUGGGAGUGGCAGAUCUGUUUUCAAGAAUUUUUUCAAAGAACAGCUCUUUUGGGUUAAGGCAACAGAUUUCUGUUUUCUUGGGGCUGGUGCUCUAGGUACAACCGAGAUCUUGCUAAGGUCUAGACAGUGUGGGCUACAGAUGUCACCGCUUGUUGGACGAAACCUUUCCGGUAAUGGUGAUAUGUUAUUGUUUGGGUACAAUGGGAAAACCAACGUCAACGCAAUUGCCCGCAGAUCUUCCCACGCUAUUGAGGCACCGGGUCCGACUAUCACUGGAGUGAUCGAUAAUCGUCUUGUUGACCCCGUAGACAGUCCUCUUUCUGGAUACAUCAUCCAGGAUGGCUGCAUCCCUGAGCCGAUGAACCCAGUGAUUCUAAUGAUGUUCACUAUGCAGACGAUAAAAGACCAAAUCAGGCUCUUCUUUUCAAAUCCUCGGGAGGGGACCAGAAGGACUUUGAGUGUUUUGAAAUCUUGUGUACUUGGUCCAUAUGCAAGUGACGGGGCAUUGCAGCGGACUUCAACAUAUCUCGUGAUGUCUCAUGACAGCAACGAGAUAACAUUGACCCUAGAAAAUGACCAGCUGUGUUUACAAGCUCCCUCAGAAGGUCGGCUCGAAAAUUUCAAGAAGAUUAAAGAUUUGCUGAGUACAUUAUUCGGCUGUACACAAGCAAGCAUGGGUUUCUCAUAUUUCUAUGGGCGCCACGAGGAGGAAAUUACUGUUCAUCCACUAGGAGGUGCCAAUAUGAGCAGUGAUGGUACGGGAAGUGCGGGCGCUACUAAUCACCUGGGAGAGGUCUUUACUGGUAAAGGGAGCGAAGUGUACAAAGGACUCGUGUGCUGUGAUGCCGCCAUAAUUCCAACAGCCUUGGGUGUGAACCCGCUCGCAACCAUAACGGCACUUUCAGAACGUUCUGUCGAACUGCUUGCCAAGAAAUGUGGUCUUUCAGCUGAUCUUGCUACCAAGAACGGUGUUUUGAAUACCUAUAGCAAGCCCAGGGUCUCAAGGAAUCAACAAACCCGCAACAAAAUCAGGAACGUCGAAUCAAAAUCCAUUGGAUGGCAAUUUACGGAGACUCUAUAUGGUCACAUUUGCAUUGGAGCGACUAAAGAACCUCUCGCACACUAUGAAAGGAUUGCAGAGAGCUCAUCUUGUGCCAUGCGGAUGAUUCUCACGAUAGACAUCUGCCAGUCCCAGAAAGGACCAGGAUAUCAAGGAAAGUGCACAGGAACAGUUUCUUGCUACGCAUUAUCAGCAAAUACUCUUAAAAUUGUUGAGGGAACUGUAAAAUUUUUUACGCCGAUGGAAGAAAAGGCAGAGUCGUCGAGCAUCUCAUAUCAACUGCAUCUCCUCUCAGUAGAAGGAAGGCAAUAUCUCCUGGAUGGCCACAAGGUUAUCAACUCGAACAUGGCGUUCUCCGUCAGGAAGACUUGGGACGCUACAACCACGGUCAACGUCCGCAUCACUCGCUCGAAUGGGGCAAUAGUUGGAUCAGGGGCCCUUUAUAUUUCACUGCAGGACUUCCAAAGGCAAAUGCAAACGUUCCGGCCUAACACAGCUCUGACAGCCGGCCUUUUUCGGAACUUGAUAGUUUUUCUACUCGCUUUCAUGCUUCACGUGAGCCUCUUCUUCUUCAGCCCCUUCGUUCCUGUACGCUUUCCUUGCCCCUCGCCUCAAGAGAAGAUCAUUUCAAAGAAAAAUAUCCCUUCAAAAGCAUUCAAAAUCAAAGCAAGAGAUGGUGUGCAAGUGCUUCUUGAAGUUUACCAUCCUCUUCCUUCGGAAGAGAAAGAUACUUCGAGAGACAGCACAACCCUUCCGCCAGUUCUACUUCUUCCAGGUAUCACGGGGAUGGCGGCGCACAACCUUUAUGCAUUGCCGUUCUUGCGUUGCAAUAUGAUCGAUUAUCUCACAGAGCGUGGACACCGAUGUUACGCACUCUCACCUCGCUGGAGUGCUGAGUCCGCCGUGGCCCAGAGAUCUACGGUUUUCGACUGCCGUCUCGAUGUUGCCGCAGCAAUCGAUUUCGUUCGAGACCAGGAGACACUGAAGCCAUAUGUAAUAGCCCACUGUCAAGGAUCUGUGGCUCUCGGCAUGGGUCUCCUCGAUGGGACCAUAUCCAGCAACGACCUUCUCGGUGUCACUGCAAACUCCGUCUUCAUAAAUAUGGUCUUCGGGUAUUGGAAUGCGGUCAAAGGACGGACCACUCUUCUGAUCCAACUAUACGAAUUAAUCGCAGGGAAAUUCUUUCCAAUUUGCAGUAGCGCCCGAGAUGCUAUCUUUCAACGAUUACUCGAUGCCUUGCUUCGAUUCUAUCCCGUGGGGAAUACACGAGACCGGUGCACAUCCACGGCGUGCCGUCGAACAUCUUUCGCCUUUGGAUUACUAUGGAACCAUGAGAACCUUGACGUGGGUAUUCAUGACAACGUUCAUCAAUUUUUCGAAGGGACCUACACGACGAUGAUGAAGCAAGUGGUUCGCAUGGGAACUAAAGGGAGAUGUACCGACAAUAAGUCACAUUCUCUUCUCACCGAUGAGAACUUGCAGCGACUGCAAGGGCUACCAAUUCUUUUCGUCUCGGGUACCGAAAACCAAGUAUUCAAUCCCGAAUCAACGCUGAAGGACUAUGAGUUGUUGCGCCGACGGUUCGGGGAGAGGCACUAUCGCAGAUUCCUAGCCGAGGGGUAUGGUCAUCUCGAUCCUAUCGUUGGGAAAAAUGCUGCCGAGGAUGUCUAUUGGAGAAUAUUGACGCAUCUGAAAAGCUGUAGUGAAGAU